Varanus komodoensis (Komodo dragon) is the source of this 2907-nucleotide messenger RNA. RefSeq names its product solute carrier family 35 member B2 (gene SLC35B2). The coding region runs from base 44 to 1348 and encodes 434 amino acids. Gene Ontology annotation, cellular component: endoplasmic reticulum membrane; Golgi membrane. The record is from RefSeq and is a predicted model, not a curated record. Lineage: Eukaryota; Metazoa; Chordata; Lepidosauria; Squamata; Varanidae. The transcript is spliced from 4 exons. Gene Ontology annotation, biological process: transmembrane transport. Gene Ontology annotation, molecular function: 3'-phosphoadenosine 5'-phosphosulfate transmembrane transporter activity.
GGCGCGGCCGGGUUCGAGCGAGCGCAGCGGCCCGGCCGGCACCAUGGGCUGCAGGUUCUGCCUGGCUUUUGUGCUGGCUGCUCUCCCCAUAGUGGCUGCUAAUGAAGAAGUACUUCUGGUUCACCAGGACUCCUGGGCAGACUUCUGGCUGUUCCGUUUUUUGGUUAAUGCUGCAGGUUAUGCAAGCAUUGUGGUGCCAGGUUUUUUGCUUAUACAAUACUUCAAGAGGAAGAAUUACCUUGAAACAGGCCGUGGUCUUUGCUUUCCACUGAUCAAAUCAUGUGUGUUUGGUAAUGAGGCCAAAUCAGUACACCAGGAUGAAGUAUUGUUGGCAACACGGAAUGAGACUGUAGAGUCCUCCACAGCCCGACAGGUUUUUAAGCUGCUAUUCUGUGCAACCGGCCUACAGAUCUCUUACCUGACAUGGGGCGUCCUCCAGGAGCGUGUGAUGACCAGAACCUAUGGAGCAACGGAGUCAGACCCUGGCGAGAAGUUCAAGGAUUCUCAGUUCCUGGUCUUCAUGAACCGGAUUCUAGCUUGCACAGUGGCCGGCCUCUACUGUGCUCUGACCAAGCAGCCCCGUCACGGUGCUCCCAUGUACAAGUACUCCUUUGCCUCGCUCUCCAAUAUUCUCAGCAGCUGGUGUCAGUAUGAGGCACUCAAAUACAUCAGCUUCCCUACCCAGGUGCUGGCCAAAGCCUCCAAGGUGAUUCCAGUCAUGCUGAUGGGCAAGCUGGUGUCACGCAAGAGCUACGAAUACUGGGAGUACCUGACAGCAGCACUUAUCUCUGUGGGUGUCAGCAUGUUCUUGCUGUCCAGUGGUCAUGACAAGCACCAUUCUACCGUCACCACCUUCUCUGGUGUCGUCCUCCUGAUUGGCUACAUUGUCUUUGACAGCUUCACAUCCAACUGGCAGGAUGCCCUCUUCACCUACAAGAUGUCCUCAGUGCAAAUGAUGUUUGGAGUGAAUGUCUUUUCGUGCCUCUUCACCGUGGGCUCGCUGCUGGAGCAGGGUGCCUUACUGGAAUCAGUGCGCUUUAUGGCACGCCAUUCUGAGUUUGCGGCUCACGCCGUGCUUUUGUCAGUGUGCUCAGCCUUUGGGCAGCUCUUCAUCUUCUAUACCAUCAAUCAGUUUGGAGCAGCGAUCUUCACCAUCAUCAUGACUUUGCGCCAAGCCUUUGCCAUCCUCCUUUCCUGUCUUAUCUAUGGCCAUGCAGUCACCGUGGUAGGUGGGCUGGGCGUGGCCGUGGUCUUCAUAGCACUAUUCCUCCGCGUCUAUGCUCGCAGUCGUAUGAAGAAGAGAGCUAAGAAACCAGCUGUUGGUGAAGGCACAGUGCAAAAGGUUUAGGGGCUGCAAAGUAAGUGCCACUAAACUCCCACCAGACCAUAAGCACUUGCUGAAUUGUUCUCAUAAACCAGCAAGGAGCUGGAAAGGGAGAAAUGUUGAUAUUUCUCUCCCCUGCACCCUGUCGAAACGAUUCAUCUUAGAAAAAUACUGCUGGGAUGGGCUUGCAAGACUUGAGGGGUGCUUUCCUUCUGUUGUCUUGUAUCUCAGCACUUCUCUGCUAAAUAAGACAAAAGAGUUAUUGAGAUCCCUUUCCCAGUGAAGGAGUGCAGGUGAACCUAAUGCCUGCCUUGACUCAUGGUAUUUUUAUGGGAGAAUGUCUAUUUAUAAUGAAGGCUUUCUUGGGAUUUUUUGCUGCAACUUCCCUUCUGCUUAUCAUCUGAUUCAUAAGGGAAUAGCAAGAAUAAGACUUUUUAAAUGCCCAGUGGAAAAAACACUCAAAAACUUCAUGAGCUAAGCUAGCAGCUGCUAAAGCUCUAGCCACUUGGUCUCAAAAUGGAUAAUAGCUUUCCUUAAAUCAUAGUUUCUCAUUUUCUGCCUCAGCAUGCCCACCUGGUUUGUUUGUUUGGUUUGCCCCACUGUUGAACUUCUCAGACUGUGCGCUACUGUUGAACAUUUCAGACUGUGUACCGUUUCCCAGUGUCGUUUGGUUCUUACCCUCAGUUAGCUGUGCAUCAGCUAUCCUCUGCUCUCACUGCCUUGAACUACAUCCCAGAACCCCUUGUGACCAGCGUCAGGGUGCUUUCCUGGGAUUUAUGGUUGCUGCAAACAGUUUAGAAAAGCACAAAUGUUGCCUUUUUGAAACACCUCCCUUUGGAACUAUUUCAAGGUUUCUUCCUUCUCUUGGCAAUGUGGUAUAUGAAAGCUUAUCCCCGGAGAACAGGGAUGGGGAACUGGUGGCCCUCCAAAUACUUUGGCCUAUAAAUCCCUCAUCACUAUUCCAGGACUGAUGAGGAGUUGUAAGCCAAAACAUCUUGAAAGCCAGAAGUUGCCCACAUCCGUCACAGAAAAAGAAUGUGCACCCCAGUCUCCCCCCCACCCCCCAAUAGCUUUACUCAGGUUGUUGGGACAUACUCUGUUCAUGCUGGGAGUCAGCCAUGGUGGAAGCAGUGUGCCCAAUCUGCCUGGGUUUUCCUUGCAAACUGAGAAUGUGUCCUAGAAACUUUGGGGAAUGUCAGCGAGAGUUCUGAAGCACACAUCUAUUUUACAGGGGAAGCCAGCAAUACUGGAACCAUGGUGGGUGGCCUCUGAUGGCCAUAGCAAUUGCCUGACUUUGCCCUUUGCAUUGUAGCCUCUUCUUGGGGCCAGUAGAUAACAGCUCUUGAACUGUGUGGGGCAGGAGUGUUCAAUUGCUAGAGGCUGAACCUUUUUGUCUUUUUCCACAUGCAGCUACUGUCAGACCUGGAUGUAGGACUGGAGUUGCUUUUGCCAACUCCACCCAGAAAAUCUGGGUGUUACCCAUUUCACUUUUAUUGCCAAGCUGAUACUGGACAGGGGAAAUGUUUUGGUACUCUUGGAACAUGACUCUUAUUUUAUUAAAUUUAAAAUAUGCUGCAAAGAAA